This is a messenger RNA of Acanthaster planci (crown-of-thorns starfish), 3906 nucleotides long. RefSeq names its product protein interacting with PRKCA 1 (gene pick1). Lineage: Eukaryota; Metazoa; Echinodermata; Asteroidea; Valvatida; Acanthasteridae. Gene Ontology annotation, biological process: dendritic spine maintenance; receptor clustering; positive regulation of receptor internalization. The record is from RefSeq and is a predicted model, not a curated record. Gene Ontology annotation, cellular component: postsynaptic density; neuron projection; postsynaptic early endosome. Gene Ontology annotation, molecular function: phospholipid binding; protein kinase C binding; protein domain specific binding.
UGGCCUCCACUCUGUUUAGGUAGCCCCAUGAAAGAGAUGCAACUUUUACCAGAGGUUCCGGGCGUAAUAAUGGACCGUUGUGUAACAGUCUGCUAAGUAGCCUAAGCAAUCAAUAGGACAAGCUGGAUUGUUUGUGUGCGAUGUUAACUUCAUUAUCGAACUGCACUUGUGUGUGUAGAAAAAAAAAGUACGCUGGUGCAAUAGAACGGCCCCCAAAAAAUGACCACUCUUCACCUGGGUUGUUCUAUUGUGGGAUGUGCAUGGAACCGAGUGAAGUGUGCUGAGUGUUCACUCACAUGUACACGUAUUCCCAACUUCUUGUUUGAAGUUUCUUGCCACCGCAGUGUUGAGCUAGUGGUCCGGAAAUUCAGAGUGUGCAAUGUCUGGACAAGAUUUUCCGAUGGAGGUUGCACUGUGCUAGGAAGCCAGCGCUCGGUGCAGGACUGCAGUGUGAUAAGUUCAGAAGGAUAGAGAGAGAGAGACAGUUUGUAGGUUGAACAGGGGCACCAAGAUAAUGAAAAUCUACAAAGACUGUACUGUUUAUUAUAUGUAUGGCAGAAAUCAUGAAGUUAGAUUUAAUCACCAACAACGAUGGCUUCUCUGCCUUGGAAGACAGAAAGGGGAUGGAAGCCAUUCCUGGCAAUGUCAGCCUGAUCAAAGACAAGCAGAACUUGAUUGGUAUAAGCAUAGGAGGCGGGGCACCACUCUGCCCCUGUCUGUACAUAGUGCAGGUGUUUGAUAAUACUCCGGCAUCAAGGGACGGGACUUUGGCAUCAGGCGAUGAGAUCGUUGGGGUCAGUGGGAAGUCAGUGAAAGGAAGGACAAAAGUAGAGGUGGCUCGCAUGAUACAGUCCAUCAAGUCAGAGGUAAUCAUCAACUACAACAAGUUGCAUGCUGACCCGAAGCAGGGCAAGUCACUCGACAUCGUCUUGAAGAAGGUCAAGCACCGCAUGGUGGAGAACAUGAGCUCCUCCACAGCCGAUGCCUUGGGUCUCAGCCGAGCUAUCCUCUGCAAUGACGUGUUAAUUAAGAAACUAGAUGAGCUUCAAGCCACUGCCAUAAUGUAUAAGGGUUUGAUGGAGCACGCAAAGAAGAUGCUGAAGGCAUUCUAUGAUCUCUCCUUAUCGCACAGAGCCUUUGGGGAGGCCUUUGGUGUCAUUGGGGCCAGGGAGCCCCAACCAAAGGCUAGCGAGGCCUUCACUGUGUUUGCAGAUGCUCACAGGAACAUGGAGAAGUUUGGUAUCCGUCUGCUCAGGACAGUUAAGCCUAUGCUGACUGAUUUGGGGACUUUUCUCACCAAAGCCAUUCCAGACACACGACUCACCAUCAAGAAAUACGCAGACGCCAAGUUCGAGUAUUUGUCCUAUUGCUUGAAAGUGAAAGAGAUGGAUGAUGAAGAAUAUGCUUACGCCACCCUUGGGGAGCCACUCUACAGAGUUGAAACGGGCAAUUACGAGUACAGGUUAAUUUUAAGGUGUCGUCAGUUGGCCCGAGCCAAGUUUGCUAAGCUGAGGUCUGACGUCAUGGUCAAGCUGGAGCUGCUAGACCAAAAACAUGUUCAAGACAUAGUCUUCCAGCUCCAGAGACUGGUCUCUGCCAUGGCCAACUACCUCCAAGACUGCCACCAGCAGAUGAAGGACGCCGAGAUCUUCCCCAUUGAGGUGGACCUGUUACGCACCACCAUCAACUACGACACCAGCAACCAAUUCAAUGACGAAGAUGAGGACGAGGAGGAGACGGGCGAAGGGGAGGAUGCGGUCAUCGAGGCCGAGGAGGAACUCAUCUCGCCAGCCAGCUAAAUGGAUCUCGCGGAGGAAGGAUCCUUAUGCCGGGCAAUCUUGAGUAGUGCCAUUAUGACAGCAGAAUGAUGAUGUCCCGAGAUUAUGUGUCAGAAUAGACUGAUGUGAAUAGUUUGAUCAGAAAAGACUGGAUAGACUGAUCCGUUAAACCCCGCCCCAUGGAAUUUUGACCAAUCACGGCCUUGAUUUAUGUCCGACAUGCCUGCUCGUGCAUGUGAUGAACGCAGGUGGAAUAUGCAUUGGGGCAUGGUGAAGCAGCAUGUCAGUUGCUCAGUGGCAUAGUGGGCGGGGCCUACAGGAUCCGUCUAAUGUUGUUGCGGCCAUCACAAGUCAACCACAAAUUGCAUGUCACAAGUCACAAGGAAUAUUGGAUGGAAGAUUGACUGGUUUGCCGUUCACUGGAGCAGUGUCUUGAUAUCUUUUGGAUGAUUGUGAUUGACUUGUGUAGGCCGACACCUCUUAGGCAAGCACCACCUCUUCUCUCUCUCUCUCUGGCACUCCGUGGCUCCACAGUAAGAAAUGUUACAGUCUAGUUAGAGGAAAUGGUUAGCAAUCUUUGCAGGGUGAAGGUAUCCCACAAGUGCCAGGUGCUUAGUCUACCUUUUGUUUUUGACAUAAAUUUAAGGACAAGUAAUGUUUUAACACUACAUAUCUCUUACAGUUGCAAAGUGACGUUUAUGCUAGCCUCUCUUGUAACAACUCCAAAAUCAUAACUUUGAGCAUGGGAUUGGAUUUACUGACAAAUCUUCCACAGGUUGUCAGCUUGUGAAAUUUACACAGGUGCUUUUUGAGUGGAGAUUUCAUACAUCACACCAAACACGAUAUCCCUUUGAACUGGCAUAACAAAAAGAAACAGUAAUCAGGUUUAUUUGAAAGAUUGAGAGUAGUUUCAGCAGGCAACAUAGGUCAUGGCCCAAAUUCUUACCCAUGGCUUGAAAUGACAUGCAAGUCUAUGGUAGUGGCCCUCAAAUAUCUUCAUCAACAGGCAACAUAGGUCAUGGCCCAAAUUCUUACCCAUGGCUUGAAAUGACAUGCAAGUCUAUGGUAGUGGCCCUCAAAUAUCUCCAACAGGCAACAUAGGUCAUGGCCCAAAUUCUUACCCAUGGCUUGAAAUGACAUGCAAGUCUAUGGUAGUGGCCCUCAAAUAUCUCCAACAGGCAACAUAGGUCAUGGCCCAAAUUCUUACCCAUGGCUUGAAAUGACAUGCAAGUCUAUGGUAGUCGCCUCAAAUAUCUUCAAAGUGUGUAGGUCCAUUUCUAUUGGAGUUUGUAGCUUCAAGAGCACUGCUGUAAUCUUUCGCAUCUGCUCAGCCCAGCAGAAGAAAUUGCUGUAGGUAAAUCUUGUGCUACACACUGGUAUUCUCUGCACAGACUUCGGUGCGUAGAUUUUUGUAUUCCAUGAAUGAAGUUUACAGGAGAACUAAGCCUCACAGGUCCUUUAAAUUUCUUUUCACUUGGGUAAUGUGGGUUUAACAUGUUAAACCCUACUGUGAGAUCAAAGUUUGGAACACUGCUUUUUUGUGGACAGUGGGAGUGCAUUGUAGAUGCAUUAAAUAAAAAGGACGGCCUGUCGGGCUCUGUCCAUGUGUCGCUCAUUACAAUUACUGUGGACAGUCCCCUUUUUGUAAAUAAGAUAACUAUUUAUUAAUAUUAAGCUGUCACGUCAAGAUUUGUCGACACCCCCCCCCAAAAAAAAUUCCUAAUAACGAGAGAAAGGGUAUUUCUGCACCUUGAUCUAUGUCGGCAAAAGUGAAAUGAAUUCACUUUUGGCAUUCAUUGAAUGGUAAUUUUGUAGCAUGAAGCGAGUACUUUAGAAUGGUUGGCUUUGUAUUGUGAAAUGGGAAAUUGGUAAAAAUAUCAAAUGUACAUUAGUCUGCCUUCGUACUUUUUUCAGAACUGUACUGCUCAUACAUAUGACACCUUUUCACAUAACUGGACCGUGAAAUUUUGGGUGAAAAUAGAAACGUGAAUAGAAUUCCAUUUAUGUUUAGUGUUGUAUUCCUGCGUUUACAUUCCUGAUAGAAUUGUUCUGGUUCGUGUUGUACAAUGUAUAUGGCAAAUUUAUUUAUUUCAAAAAUAAAAAUAUAUCCAGUACUUUGAAGAUCAAA